UCGCCUCCGCCAUAGCAUCGACCGAACGAAUUAGAGUCGGAUUAAACGCGCGAGUGCGGCGGCCGCGCUCGCUGGCCCCACUACACAUAUACGUACGUAUACGCCCUAGGUAAGACGCCGCCGGGUCUCCCUCGCUCGUGCCUCCAUGUGUGACCGGAUUGCGUUUGUAAAAUCGAUCGGGGACGGUGGCCGCGCGCUGGCGAUGAUCUGCAGCUAAUCGCGAGGUCGAUGACGAGGGGCGAGCUCCCGGCCGCGUACUCCCGUCUGCUACACCAGAACAGCCGUCAUAGAGGCUCACACCAGACACGAUGUCGUCGAUUAGGUUGCCAUCGGUCAUAGUCAAAUGACAAUAACUAGAUUAAAGUGUCGGGAGCGCUCAUGAGACAGUCGUGUCAUCGUCUGCUUGAGCACCAGCAAGCAGGAGGGGAGGAACCUCCUCUGUACUCACCCAUCGAUCAAAUUUCAGUGGUACCUGAGCAUGUGGCCCGGGAGGGCGGAGGCAAGCUGACACGAUAUGCGCCGACGGAGGAGGACGAAGCCACUCUCAGGGAGCUUCUACUUAGCCUUCAAAGACAGGUGAGCGUGAUGAGCAUGAAUCUGUCCGCGAAACUGGACGACCUGCAGCGGGGUGACAGGCAGCUGGAGACCACGGUGGCGCUCUGCGAGAUACGCACCCAGCUCCAGGAACUCACCAAGAGCGUCGAGUCAUGCCAGAGUGAGGUCUCCGAGGUGAAACGCGAUAUGGUUGCCAUCAAGCAGGAGUUGGAUACGGUGCAGCAGGUGAAAGAGGAGAUCGAGGAGUUGCGGGAGUACGUCGACAGGCUCGAGGAGCACUCGCAGCGGCGGAAGCUCAGGCUACUUGAACAGGGCUUAACCUUCUUCUUAUCGUACGCCAUCUUGGCCGCAGUACUCGGAAUGCUGCAGUUUGGUUACAACACGGGUGUCAUUAACGCUCCUGGCAAAAACAUCGCUAACUUCAUGAAGGACGUAUACAAGAACCGGUACGGCAUGGACCUGCACGACGACACUGUCAACAGACUGUACUCUAUAGCUGUCAGUAUCUUCGCCAUCGGCGGCAUGCUUGGUGGCUUCUCUGGUGGAAUGAUUGCCAAUCGAUUCGGAAGGAAAGGCGGUUUAUUGCUCAACAACAUCCUCGGCAUCAGCGGCGCCAGUCUCAUGGGCUUCACCAAGAUAUCACACUGUUACGAGCUGCUCAUCUUCGGCAGGUUCAUCAUCGGAGUCAACUGCGGACUAAAUACAUCACUAGUGCCAAUGUACAUAUCGGAGAUAGCCCCAUUGAAUCUGCGCGGCGGGCUGGGCACCGUCAACCAGCUGGCGGUCACUGUAGGCCUGUUGCUGUCACAGGUGCUCGGCAUCGAGCAAAUACUGGGCACCGAUGACGGGUGGCCCAUCUUGCUUGGGUUGGCUAUCUGUCCGGCGAUCCUGCAACUCAUACUGCUACCAGCUUGCCCCGAGUCCCCGCGGUACUUGCUAAUCACUCGCCAAUGGGAAGAAGAGGCGCGGCGAGCAUUGCGGAGGCUAAGAGCUAGUAACCAGGUUGAAGAAGAUAUAGAAGAGAUGAGAGCAGAAGAACGGGCCCAGCAAGCUGAAGCGUCUAUUUCUAUGAGGGAACUUCUCUGUUCGCCAACUCUGCGCGCACCCCUGCUUAUUGGCGUCGUGAUGCAACUGUCGCAACAGCUCAGUGGAAUUAACGCUGUGUUCUACUACUCCACAAUCCUGUUCACAUCCUCCGGCCUGACGGACGAGUCCGCCAAGUUUGCGACCAUGGGCAUCGGCGCCAUCAUGGUGGGCAUGACGCUGGUCUCACUGCCGCUGAUGGACCGCACCGGCCGCCGCACCCUCCACCUCUACGGGCUCGGUGGAAUGUUCAUCUUCUCCAUAUUCAUCACCAUUUCGUUUCUGAUAAAGGAGUUCUUCGGGUAUGUGCAGGAAAUGAUAGACUGGAUGAGCUAUUUGUCUGUGGUGUCGACGCUGAGUUUCGUGGUGUUCUUCGCGGUCGGGCCCGGAUCCAUACCGUGGCUGAUCACCGCCGAGUUGUUCUCGCAGGGGCCGCGACCGAGCGCGAUGGCGAUUGCUGUAUUAGUUAAUUGGAUGGCCAAUUUCGUUGUGGGGAUCGGCUUUCCUACCAUGAAGGCACUACUGGAAAACUAUACAUUCCUGCCUUUUAGUGUAUUCCUUGCGAUUUUUUGGAUAUUUACGUAUAAAAAAGUUCCUGAAACAAAAAAUAAGACCUUCGAAGAGAUAUUGGCAUUGUUCCGGAAUUCUAACGGAAGUGUCAGAACAGUCGUCGGGUGGGGGCGAGGCGGGGCGGCCGCCGCCGCCGCUGCCGCCGCCGCGGUUCCCGGCCACGGGCAACGUUUGACAAUGGGAGACCGCUGCGCGUGCGCCACUCGUCGCGCCCAUCAAGGCGGCCGCCAACUUCUUGUUUCAUGGACUGAGGCGACAGGCGGCGGGCCGCGCAUCUAUCACUACCACACAACAAAUGUUCUAAAUCGAUGUGAUUAGGUUAUAACGAAACUAGAUAGUAAGUCACGGCGUACAGUUAAACAUAGUUCUUUAGUCAUUUUAUGACAUAAUUUAUGAAUGCAUAGGUACCAUAUAAAGUGCCAUCGGAUUCUUGUACCCAUUUUAUUUAGGUCUUCAUGAAAUUUUAUUGUGGGUGUCGCGUGUUUUGCGGGACGGCGGUUCGCGGGUAGACGUGUCAUCGUUCGUAGAUCUGUGUAAUUGCGGUUUAUGAAUCGAAAUAAAAAACGCUACCUAUGUAAAUCGGUAUUACAAGUUAAUGAUAGCAGAUCGAUGUAACAUAGGGUUGCAAGUUGAUUAUAGCACAACACACAUGGCUGUGAUAUCGAUUUAUGAGUCGAUGAUAGCGCUACGUAAAUCGGUGUGCCAGCAGUCUGGGAGUCGACAGCAGUGCUACAUUGAUUGAUAUACCAGUAGUCUGACAGUCAAUAACAACGCUAGGUAAAUUAAUGUGCCAGCAAUCUGGGAGUCGAUGUCAGGGCUACAUAGAUUAAUGUACCAGCACUUUGGGAGUCGAUGUCAGAGCUACGUAGAUUGGUGCCAGCAGUCUGGAUGUCAAUAGCAGAGCUACGUACAUAAAUUGGUGUGCCAGCACUCUGGGAGUCAAUAGCAGCGCUACGUAAAUUGGUGUGCCAGCAGUCUGGGAGUCAAUAGCAAAGCUACGCAGACUAAUGUGCUAGCAAGCUGGGAGUCGAUGUCAGAGCUACAUAGAUUGGUUUUAGCAAUGUGGGAAUCGAUAGCAGUGCUACGUUGAUUGGUGUGCCAGCAGUCUGGGAGUCGAUGUCAGAGCUACGUAAAUUGGUGUCAGCAGUGUGAAAGUCGAUAGCAGCGCUACGUAGAUUGGUGUGCCAGCAAUCGUAGAUUGGUGUGCCAGCAAUCUGGAAGUCGAUAGCAGAGCUACGUACAUAGAUUGGUGUACCAGCAAACAGAAUCUAUAGCAGUGCUGUGUAGAUUGGUAUACGUACUCGUAUUUAUUGGCCCAGUGCUACAUAAGUUUUUAAGACAACGAUUUACGAAUUGAUGAUAGCGCUACACAGGUUAGAGUAACGGUGAAUCGCGGGUCGGUGCGUUAACGGUCUACAGAUUCUAGCUUCUGAUAUUAAUAAUAAAGUUAAUUGAUAAGUAUGUUCAAUGAGAUGAAAAUAUUCAUUAUAAAAGCAGUAGAGUUUUUAUCAACUACAUUUUAGAAAGCAAAGCCGGUAAGGAUAUUGUUUUGGGGACAACAUGUUAUAAUAUGUACCGAUACAAUCUGUUAUAAUAUGUACGCACGGAUUACAUGCCAACUAAUUCUAUGUAGAGAAAUAAAUAAUAUAAAAUGGGUACGAUCACAGUACACUAAGAGUAUAAUAACGGUAACCGUUAAUUGACAUAGAUGUCACUAACAUGUAUAAAUAACGAUGUAAAUACAUGCUGUGACUUUAUUGUAUUGUUGAUUUUUUUUUAUAUAUAAUUAUAUUAUUUUACGAAGGUUUUUAUUCUCUUUUUACUCAUAAUUAUUGUUAUAACCAAUAAUAAAUUAUUGUCAUAUCUAAAUGACCGAGAUUCUAUUAUUAAAUUUACCGUAUAAAUGAAUAUAAUUGGGUGUCGGGAGAGAUAUAUUGCAAUUGCGGGAAUUGAAGAAAAAAAAUUAUAAUUAUUGUAAUUUACUCCAAGCAUCGUAAUAGUAAAGAUACGAAACACAAUUCUCACGCAAUGAUAUUUGUUUCUGUGAUUACAAGUUUUCAUUUAUCGCCGCCUUUAGAAUAUCCUUAAUUUGUAGCGUUAAGUGAUAAUAAAAAUUAAAAAAAAAACAUAUUAUUAACUUUUUAAUUGAUGAUGAAAAAAUGAAUAGAGUAUGGUAAGUUAUACAAUUUUGUGAAGACUUUUAACAAUGUAAAGCUUUUAAACUUGUACGCGUACGUACCUAGAAGACGAACAAAUGUUUAAUUACAUAGUUAGAUUCUGUAGUUACUACAGGGUUUAGUCAAUUUGUUCGUCCAUGCAUCUCCAACUGCUCAAUUCAAUAUUAAGAUAAAUGGCUUUCAUGUAUCGUUCGUGAUCGGUGCAUGCAGUGAGCACGGCCUAAUGUUACAAUGGACACAUGUCGUUCGCGAUGACUGAAUAUAUAUCAUUUAUUGUAAUAUUUUUAGCUCAAAGUGAUCGCGGGCGCGGCAAGCGAUCGUCGCGCCAACGGUUCAUAUUCUUGAUUAGUGACGUCACGCGAUUGACAUUUAGUAGUGAAUGUCAUUUGACAUUUGUUAGGGGACGUCGUUUGACAUUUGUUAGUAUAAUGCCAAUUAUUCUUGUAUGAUGAUGAUAGAAUAGAUCAGUUAUGAAUAUAUGAGACGUAUUAUAAUAUCCCUACCCCCGAUUUCUCUGAGCAAAAAUUGCAAUGAACACAUAAUCAGAUGUAUUUUGUGAUAAGUUCUAUUUUUGGAAUACCAAUAAAUGGAAAGAUUGAACGGAUUCAUGUACUCAUAGCUGUUGGAUUGUCGUGAAUAAUAAAUGUAAUCGCGCAUAUUUUUGGCUGUGGGUCGUGGCUUCACCUCUAGCGAGGCGGAUUGUAUUAGAGCGGGCUAACUUAUAGAUAUGCUAUUAAAAUAUUGGUAGUUAAGGUAUAUUAGAAAGUGUUUAUGGAAAGCGAAACAAAACCCCGCUUGUAGUUGAAGCACGACUAGAAUAUUUGGGUGCCACUCUUAACAAUGUGUUCAUUACGGCGUAGCUGUCAACAUUUUCAUUCUAUAUCUAAAUUAUAAUAUAAAUAAAAUAAUAAAGUUCCAUAUUGUUAUAUUCAUUUAGAAGUUAGUUGUUCAGACAAAAUGCCAAUUAGAAAAAAAUAAGACUCGACAAGAAGACACUUAAUAUUCUAAAUCUCCACUGCAGUUUUCAUGUUCUGUGUGAUUGGAAAAUGUUGACGGUAGCCCCAAAUCGAUAUGUGUGCAUCAUAUGAUCGACAAAAGCGUUACUGCUCGCCUAUCGCGCGUUCUAAAUGGAAGUAAUGUCCGUUAAACUGACAUAAUUAUAUAACGCGGAAAUCCUUAUAGAUGUAUCAUAAUCGAUGUUAACCGUCUAUUGAGAUUGUACAUUGAUAUUCGAAGCUGAUAGAUAAAAGUUUCCACCACUUAUUGCGAUUCCCUGCCGUUUUUAUAACCUACCAUCAUUUCUACGACCAUCAGACGUUUAUAUGACCAUCUGGCAUUUUUCUAAAUUUGCUAUGUAGUGAAUUCAUGAUUGGCCUCUACAUAGUGUAAUUUACACAUGUACACAUGAAAUGAACUAUGACUUGUCGACCUUUAAUCAAAUUUUUCAAACUAAACUAGUAGAGAAAUACGAUAGGAAUAAUUCGAGACACCAAAUUAAACCUACCUCGCCAAAACGGUUCGGACAUUGUAUUUCCGCUUUAGAACGCGCCUCGACCUUUGUCAGUGGAAUAAAGGAGAAGUAAUUUCGAUUGUUAGGAUAUUGUUUUCUACGCUUUAUUCGGUGUUAAAAUUAAUUUGUGACAGAUAGUUCGGAGAUUGGGUUUUGUGACGUGUGUAAAUAUUCUGUUGUAAUGAACAUUAAUUAAUUCAGUAAGUUUCCGUUGUUAGGUAAUGUCAAUUUUGUGAUAGGAAGAUACCGUUUAAAGAAGGGAAAUGAAUGAAUCCUAAAAAAAGACCGAUCGAAUUACCGAUAGAUCGAAUUAAUUAAACGAAUAAUGGGUAUUAUUAAUUAUUGGGUGGAUCAAUCAAUCCAUGGGACGUAUUGAAGUCCACUAACAAUUUUUUACUUGUUCUUGUUAUAAAUAUAAAUUAAAACAAUUUUAUUUUUGUAAUAUUAUUUAUUCAACAUUCAUUAAAAAAACACUUUUUUAUCAUAUUAAAAUUAAAAUUUAAUUUAAAUUACUUUUACUUUUAAUACAUUAUUAAAUAUAUUUACUAUCCCAAUAAUAUUUGUAAUUCGAUCUUUAUGGAUUCGAUCGAUUCACACUAUGAUGCAAUCAUUAAUAAUAAUAAAAUAAUUUAUGAAAAUGCAAUAAAAAAAAAUAUUAGAACUACUUACGAUAAGCGAUAGAACGGAUAAACAGUUUCUUCCAAACAACUCUAAGGUACAAAAUAUUUGUAAGGAAGUGUAAAUGAUGCACUCGUAAUUUAAAAUCUGAUAACAAACACUGAAUACAUUGUUAUAUGCAUUGUUAUAAUAUAAAAAUAUACCUUUGCCAAUGAACACUGUAUUCUGCAAUCCCUAUAAAAUUGUAAUUUACUUUCUAAAAUAUAAUAACUAACUUGGAAGAAUCAAAUUCUGCAUAAUUCUUUGACUUAUAAUAUGGCUCGAUUGUCGAAACUGUGGUGUUCGUCUUUAAACUUUCAAUUCGAUUAAUGAAAAUUCUCAUUAGUGGUAGAGAGAUUAUCUAUGGCUUCAUUUCCACAUAGGUACCUGUUAGUAAUAGUUAGUGUGUAAUCAAUAACGAUUUAUUUACUAUAAUAAAUUGCUAGCACAAAAAUCUCGCACAAAAAAAUAACGGCAUGGCACAAUAAAUAAUUAGAAAUAAUAUAACUAAUUACUGAUCGAGGAGAAUCAUGAAAUAAAUAUUAAUUUAUUUAUAUUCACUCGUGAGAUUAGACAACAUGUACCUGCCUAAUGGGUACCUAUUUAGAUAUACAUACAUAUGUAUUAGAUGCGGUAUUGAAAUGAAUGUUCACACCACAAUCUUAGAGCGUCUUUAAAUAUGUUUCAAUAGAAUUUAAGGUAACCAUGUUUUGUUGAAAUUAUCAUAGAAAUACUUUGAAAAUAUUAAGGUUUCUUCAGGGUCGGCAACGCCCACGUGACUCCCCUAGUGUAGCCAUCUACAUGCUACAGUGAGCGUUUACCAUCAUACGGGCUGUACGCCUAUUUGCCACCUUUGUGGUUUAAAAAAAAAGAAAUCGGUAACAAAUUGAAAUGUUCAAUCAAUUACCAUUUAUUUUUAAGCUACAGUAACCGUUUAUCAUCAGACGGGCUAUAUGCUUGUUUGCCACCGUAUAAUUGUUUUUUUUUUUUUAUAAAACCGUGGUAUAAUUUUUUUUUUUAUAAAACAUCAUCAGGCUGUCUUGUGGUAGGAUCAUUUAUUCGUUUGUUGCCGUUAUAUUAAAUUCUAAUGAAACAUAUUAUACAUGAAUUGUCAACUUUCAAAAUUGAGCGAGUUAUAAAAUUUUUGAAUGAUUAUUUAAAAAAUGUUUUUAUAUUGCAUCUCAUAUCAUCAUAUGGGUUAUACACUAGACAAUUAACAACAAAUUUUUACAUUUUGUAAUAUAUAUAUGUAAUAUAAUUUUCUCACUUAAAAUGCAUGUGUUAGUUUAAAAGAAAUAAUAUUUAUUUAAAUGAAUGUAAAUUUAAUAUUUUUUAUAAUUUUCAUAAUUGUACCGUCCAUUCGGAAGACAAUUUCUGUUGAGAAAAACGAGUAACUCGGUCGACUACUUCAUUAUCAACUAAUGCUUUAAAAAAAUAACUGCUAAAAAGCAUUAGGUUUUUUUUUUUUUUAAUAAGAAUUAUAUUGAAUGAUUAACAAUUUAAUUUAAUACAGAGGUACUUUUUAAAUCACUGAAAAUAAAUGUUAACUUGUUAUGUUUGAAUUUGGAUAAGUGAUAACGCUACUAAUCUUGCGGUGUAAACAUUCGUAAGAGACAGCUUUGUCAAACCAAAACUCAGUCUCAGUCGAACUAUCCGUUUACAUAUUAGAAACAAUUUGUAAAUAAAUUAUUUAUAGAUAAUGAAAAAAAGAAGAAACAAAUAAAUUCGACCCAAGCAUUGCGGUAUGGUGUAAAUAACGAUGUUGAGAACAAAACGGGGUGGACGGGCGAUGUUCGGGUCGAAUUACGCGAGCCCAUCAUUGUACGACGAAUGUAUGUAGGUAUGUAUGAUAUUGUUAAAUUAAUACAUAGAUAAUAAAGUAAUAAAUGCCGAUACUAAGUAUGUUUUGUGGUGUGAUGAUGUGAUUAUAAUCAGCUGUUACUGAUUGCUCUCUAAAAAUAAUCUUCAUUUCGCGUUAUUAUAUUAUUAUUUUUUUAUUAUUAUUAUUAUUAUAUCUAGGUAAUUAUAUGUCGGAGUAAGCGUAUUCUAAAUAAAUUUAAUGCAUAGAAAUUAAUAUAAAGAUAUUAUUCGUCUUUUACACUUUAUAUUUUCAGAGAGCAGUCGACACGACUAUUGUUACAUUACAAGUAUGUUUUUAUGGCCGUUUGUGUUCAUAUAAUUUUCUUGGAUAUAUAAAAAAAAAUUAAGCAAUUUAAAUUAUUUAAAAUUGGGAAUUGUAUGGAAUUUAUAUGCCUACAUCUAAAAUGUUUUACGAUAAAACAUUUGUGUAUCUAUUUGGAUUAACCAUUAACAAGGCAAUUAGGUAUUUUAAAAAAAAAAGAACCUGUCACUAGGCAAUCCUUGGGCUAAAAUAUAUUAGAUAGUGAUUUUUAUAUUUACAUGCUAUUAGGCACGAAGAUUUAUAGGUCUUUCGAACAAUUUAAACUUCUAACUGUAACAAUAAAUUUAUUCUAUUUUUUUUUUUGUUUAAAUAGAUGAAUAUUUAAAAUACCUAUUACUAUUUUAAAUAUAUGAACGUACAUUCAGCUAGUGUCUUGACAUCUUGCAUUGAGUACGAGUAGAUUGUUUCAUUUACUUACCAGAAUACUUAUUGUCAAUAUUGCAAGAGGUUUUUAAUAGCCACUUAAUUUAAAAAAAAAAAUGUAGUCAUACAAGAACGGCAAGCGUGAGUGCAUGUCUAUAUUUAGUCAUAAUUCGCAUAAACACCAAAACGUACAUAAACCAGGCAUAAAAUGUUCCAUUAAUGAGAAUUUCUCACAAAAAACGUACCAUAAACCAAUCAUUUAAUGAUUAAUAUGAGAAUUCCUUAC
This is a messenger RNA of Galleria mellonella (greater wax moth), 9383 nucleotides long. It is a transcript of the gene Glut1, whose product is annotated as glucose transporter type 1. Gene Ontology annotation, biological process: monosaccharide transmembrane transport. The record is from RefSeq and is a predicted model, not a curated record. Gene Ontology annotation, molecular function: hexose transmembrane transporter activity. Bases 379 to 2526 code for a protein of 715 amino acids. Lineage: Eukaryota; Metazoa; Arthropoda; Insecta; Lepidoptera; Pyralidae. The transcript is spliced from 16 exons. Gene Ontology annotation, cellular component: membrane.